Messenger RNA from Botrytis fragariae, 4266 nucleotides. RefSeq names its product putative sodium calcium exchanger protein. Gene Ontology annotation, molecular function: monoatomic cation transmembrane transporter activity. Gene Ontology annotation, biological process: intracellular calcium ion homeostasis; monoatomic cation transport; transmembrane transport. The transcript has 6 exons. Gene Ontology annotation, cellular component: membrane. Lineage: Eukaryota; Fungi; Ascomycota; Leotiomycetes; Helotiales; Sclerotiniaceae. Bases 1 to 4266 code for a protein of 1421 amino acids. The record is from RefSeq and is a predicted model, not a curated record.
AUGCAUCGAACUUCUUCGACUAAGGCGUUAUCCCGCCCACCAAAACGUUCCAAAUAUAAUUUUCGAGCUUUCUAUCUUACCAUAUUGAUCAUUUCAUUAUUAGCUGUCAUAAGUCUUGUCGCAGAUCAAAGCGCGAAAUAUCGUUACGGUUCUCAAUAUGGUGUGGCACAAAAACGAGCAUUGGAUGCGCUGGACAGUAGAAGACUUGUGAAACGAGAUGAAGAGUGUCGCCUUGUCCAUCAUGCCGAUGAUAAAUGCCAAUUCAUAUUGGCGAAUUGCCCCGAUGAAACUGCAGGACUCCUCAAUUACCUUUCGCUUUACUAUUGCAAGCUACCAACGGCCCAACCCUUAGCUUUCACCGUUCUUAUAUUAUGGCUUGGACUAUUAUUCUCGACAAUCGGAAUCGCUGCGAGCGAUUUCUUCUGCAUCAAUUUAUCAACAAUUGCGAGCAUAUUGGGCAUGAGUGAGAGUAUGGCAGGCGUAACAUUCCUAGCUUUUGGGAAUGGUAGUCCGGAUGUAUUCUCGACUUUUGCCGCAAUGGGUUCGCACAGUGGUAGUCUCGCGGUGGGCGAGCUCAUCGGAGCAGCUGGGUUUAUUACUGCAGUUGUCGCAGGAUCCAUGGCUUUAGUGAGAGAGUUUAAGGUUGGCAAAAAGACAUUCGUGAGGGAUAUUGGCUUCUUCAUAGUUGCAGCAAGCUUCAGUAUGGUAUUUCUUGCAGAUGGUGCUCUUCACUUGUGGGAAUGUUUUGUGAUGAUCGGGUUUUACCUUUUCUACGUGGUGAUAGUAGUGAUGUGGCAUUGGUACCUGGGAGGACGACGUCGUCGUCGUGAAAGAGAGGCCGCAGCUCGGGGUCAGUACUUGGCAAUGACAAAUGAAGAGAUAGAGGUUACCGAGGAAGAUGGAGAUGAUGAGGAUGCGCCAGCAGGAGAAAGAGAAUUCCGUGGCAAUGAAGAUUUUGCGGAAUUGGAGCGUGGCUCUAGUCCUCAUCCACGAGUGCCUGAACAUGAAGAUAGUGACGAGGAUGGAGAUGAAGGUAGAUACAUUGCUGCCGAGGUGGCUAGCAAUAUGCGAGUGAUACGACCGACCGGUAGCCGGAGGAACACUUUAACUCCCAUUCGUCCUAGUCUGGUCGGCGCUCUAGAGUUUAGGUCGGUUCUAUCAUCUUUACAGAAGUCUCGAGGCUCCCAUGGCCCGCCGAUAAAUUUGCGACGAUAUUCAGAUGACCCAUCGACAUCAUUUGAUCAAAUCAGGACAUCUGCCACAACAUCAGCUCCGGCUUCUGAAUAUGCUUUGAGCAUAAAUCCUAUCGUUACUGGCGAAAAUGAUACACAGCGCCCUAAGCUAGAUACAGUACGCAGUAGAGCCGUCUCUAUGAACGCUGCGUCAGCCCUCAAGCUCCCGGACCCCGCAGCAUUCACCGUCGCAGAUGUGCCGGAUAUUGGUAUAAUGGCAGCCACCCCGACUUUUCCUCAGCUUCUAAGAGUUCCUUCUCCAGGUCCCAAAUCGCCCACAGUCUCUAUCUCGCCUCCUCCGUCCUUCGAUGGAUCACAAAAUGACAGACUAUUCACAAACAGCACUUCGCGUUGGAAUGAUGAUUUGUUGGCACCACCCGGGAAUGAAUCUCCAGCAGCAUCACCCCGGCAUCCACGUUCACCAAACAUAGACCCUGUAAGUUCAAAGGCAAACUCUACUAGAUCACGAACAGUACAAAGACCUCAGCUUCAAAUCCCAAGUUCAUCAAGAGAUAGCUCGCGAAACCGGACACAGUCACCAAUAUUACCAUUUCCUAUUUACACGGACUCUCCACUCUUAUUAUCAGGGAAUAGUUCUAAGGCUCCCAGUAUCCUGCUGCCAGAUUCUGAAAUCACACCUGAGUCGGUUAAUUUGGAGCACGAGUUGUACUGUCCGGAAAGGCCAAUAAGAUGGUGGCCAUAUCGCAUAUUACCCAGCCCACAAAUCGUACUUACAGCUCUAUUUCCUACACUAUGCACGUGGAGAGAUAAGAGCCGAUGGGAUAAAUUUAUCAGCGUUAUUUCGGCCCCUAGUAUCUUCCUUUUGGCAAUCACAUUGCCAGUGGUUGAGUCAGAAUCUAAAGACCAGGAAGAGAUAAGCUCCAUCGACCAAAGGAGGGAAUCAGGCACAUCGAGGAGAAACACCGGCCCAUCACUGAUCCCGGAUAGUCCAUCAUUCAUUUCAGAAGCAGGAUCCGAAUGGGUGGAAUACCAACGGAGUCGACGGAACACACAGACUGAUGAUUGUCCUCGGUCCCCUAUUUCAGAUUUUGGUCAACACAAUACCGCGGCGGUAGCCAUCUCUGCUGAGCGCCAUCAUUCUCAUUCGCACCAAGUUCCCAUGUCACCCACCAAAAAUAUCGGCCCGUCUCACGAGGAUGCGAUUCAUAACGAACCGGGGGUAGAACAUUCUGGAGACUGGAACCGCUGGCUUGUCGUGCUUCAAUUGUUUACAGCUCCUCUUUUUGUGGUAUUCAUAUUUUGGGCUAACACUGACGACGGUGACUCGAGGUCGCUUAUACGUCUAGUUUUGUAUUCCAUUCUCGGGUCUCUGGUAGCAUUUGCCAUUCUCGUAGUAACAACAACCCAUUCUCGGCCCCCUAAGCAUCGAUUUGUGCUUUGUUUCCUCGGGUUCGUCGUUGCCAUCGCUUGGAUUUCCACCAUUGCCAACGAAGUUGUCGGAGUUCUCAAAGCAUUUGGUGUCAUUUUAGGUAUCUCAGAUGCAAUCCUUGGCCUUACUAUCUUCGCUGUUGGCAAUUCAUUAGGAGACCUCGUCGCCGAUAUCACAGUUGCCAGAUUGGGAUAUCCUGUUAUGGCAUUGAGUGCUUGUUUUGGCGGACCGAUGCUAAACAUUCUCAUUGGCAUUGGUGUUAGUGGCGCAUACAUGACAAUUAAAGAGGCCAACCACAAACAUCACAAGCAUCCGAACAAAGAUAUCAAAUAUAAGCCAUACGAGAUUGAAGUCAGUGGUACACUAAUGGUCAGCGCUAUCACUUUGCUGAUCACAUUAGUCGGACUUCUCAUUGCAGUACCGAUGAACAAAUGGGUAAUGAGUAGAAAAAUUGGAUGGGGUUUGAUUAUUCUCUGGUCCAUCAGUACAAUGAUUAAUCUUGCCGUGGAGUAUCUUCUAGCCCUCGAGUUAACUUCGCCGGCUAUCGCGAUAAUGAGCACCAUGCUCCCGGGGACACACGUCUUCUCUCAUCAACAUCAAUACAAUCCGCAGGUCGACCAACCAUGGAUGCACCAGCAGACCCACCUUCAACAGGCGCAGCAGCAGCAUGCAGCGGCGGUUCAGGCAGCUCAUUAUAAUCGCAUGGCGGGUCAAAAUCAAAACCACAACGCCGCUGUACCUUCCAUUUCUUCAAAUCACGGACAAGACGCAGCAGCCAUGAUCGACUCCAAUGUUUCAGAAGAAAACAGAAGGACUUUGAACUUCAUUGCAGAUUUACUCAAUGAAGACACCAGGGAAGCGGCUCUCCUGGAACUCAGCAAGAAGCGCGAGCAAGUGCCAGAGCUUGCAUUGAUACUGUGGCAUUCUUUUGGUGUGAUGACAUCACUUCUCCAAGAGAUAAUCUCAGUCUAUACUCUCCUUAAUCCCUCCCAACUCACCGCCGCCGCAUCAAAUCGAGUCUGCAACGCCUUGGCCCUUCUACAGUGCGUUGCCUCUCACAAUGAGACUCGCGCCCUUUUCUUGAACGCUCACAUCCCUCUUUUCCUCUACCCUUUCCUCAACACGACUUCCAAAUCCCGACCUUUCGAGUAUUUACGUCUUACCUCCCUUGGAGUCAUUGGUGCCCUUGUCAAGAAUGAUUCAUCCGAUGUCAUCAAUUUCCUCCUCACUACUGAAAUAAUCCCACUAUGUCUUCGAAUCAUGGAGACCGGAUCAGAACUUAGUAAGACAGUUGCAAUCUUCAUUGUGCAGAAGAUCCUCCUCGAUGAUCACGGUCUUAAUUAUAUUUGUGCUACCUAUGAGCGGUUUUAUGCUGUUGGCACAGUACUCAGCAAUAUGGUUUCACAACUUGUUGAGCAACAAACCGCGCGAUUGUUGAAGCAUGUCGUCCGCUGCUUCCUUCGAUUGAGUGAUAAUGCGCGAGCCCGCGAAGCUCUCCGCCAAUGUCUCCCCGAACCUCUCCGCGAUGCCACUUUCUCCUCGGUCCUUCGCGAUGACGCUGCUACCAAACGAUGCCUUGCACAACUCCUCAUCAACUUAUCCGAUAACGUUGUUGAAUCUUCAUCGGGUCACCAAGGUCUCUAA